Pseudogymnoascus destructans is the source of this 762-nucleotide messenger RNA. RefSeq lists its product as uncharacterized. The record is from RefSeq and is a predicted model, not a curated record. The transcript is spliced from 2 exons. Bases 1 to 762 code for a protein of 253 amino acids. NCBI's taxonomy places the organism in Eukaryota, Fungi, Ascomycota, Leotiomycetes, Thelebolales, Thelebolaceae.
AUGCAGUACUCAUUCGCAAAGGCCUGCCUUUUGGCACUCGCCACCACCACCAGCGUCCUCGCUCAAAUCCCCGGCUUCAAUGUCCUCACCGCACCAACCAGCCAGGAGGUCAUCCCGGCCGGCUCGACAUUCACCAUCAGAUGGACUCCCAGUAACCCUCCCGCGCCUAUCACCCUCUUCCUGAUACAGGGCAAGGAUGCUCAGAGUCUCAACAUCGCUGACAAAGCCAUCGCCAGCUCCAUCGACAGCUCCCUCGGCCACUUCGACUGGGCCGUCCCCGCCUCCGCCCCCUUCGCCGCCUACGGUAUCCUGCUCCAGCUCGACUCCAACCAUGCUCAAUUCCAAUACUCCAACCCAUUCACCAUCAGCGGUGGUGCAGGCGGUUCCACUAGCGAGACUGGCGCCAAGGGAGCCAUCAGCAUUUCCGCCGCCGAGCCCACCGGAGGAAAGUCAACCACCACCAUCAACGUCUCCCAGAUCUCCACCGCGCCCACCACCUCCUCCACAAAGGCCGCGUCCACCUCGACCAAGGCGGCGCCAUCCACCACCUCCGAGAAGGCCAGCUCGACUGCCGAGUCCACCACCAAGGCGGCGAGCACCACUGAGACCCCAUCCACCAAGGCGGCGAGCGCCACUGAGGCCCCAUCCACCAAGGCGCCUACCACCCCGCCAUCCGCUACCCACACCGGCGCUGCGCCCCGCAGCGCCAUUGGCGGCAGCGGCCUCCUCGGCGCUAUGGUCAUGGUGUUUGCGCUUUUCUAA